AUGUGGGAGUGGGAUUUCCAAGGCUCUGGGACCCAUGCUUAUGAUGGAGAUGUGUUCUCUAUCCCCAGCUUUAGAAUUGAGCUGGGCAAGGACUAUGGUAAUAUUGGCCUGCACUUCAGCGCACGCUUCAUACAUGCUAAUGAUACCAAAAUCAUCGCCUACAACUCCCGGAAUGAUUACAUAUGGGGCAAAGAAAAAAAAGUGAAAAAAUUCCCCUUUGUGCCAGGGAGCAGAGCAGAGAUUAACAUAAUCUUUGAAGAGAAGCAGUUUAAAGUGCAGCUGCCUGGUGGCUCUGAAUUCACUUUCCCUAAUCGUCUUAACUUACAAUUUAUCAACUUCUUGGAAAUUACUAAGGACUUCAAGCUCAGAAUGCUGUCCUUUGAAUGA
This is a messenger RNA of Vombatus ursinus (common wombat), 387 nucleotides long. RefSeq names its product galectin-1-like. The coding region runs from base 1 to 387 and encodes 128 amino acids. Gene Ontology annotation, molecular function: carbohydrate binding; laminin binding. The record is from RefSeq and is a predicted model, not a curated record. Lineage: Eukaryota; Metazoa; Chordata; Mammalia; Diprotodontia; Vombatidae. The transcript is spliced from 3 exons.